GUCUGCAGUUUCGUGUGAGACAGGAGUAGGCUGCGGCACAGGAACUAGCUCUGCACAAGUUGGUUCCAGAUCCUUAGACAGGAACCAUGUUUCUAGGCUUACUGCGAUGCCCAGUCGCGCCUUGCAGUGCAGCGUUGAGGAGCAGCAUCAAAACAGCAGGCGCAGCAGAAGUAGUCAGGGUAGUGGGAGCGGGAAACAUCAGAUGUAAAGCCACGGUGGCAGCAAAAGCGCUUCCUGCUGAGCCGCUCCAAGUCAAUGAAAUUCCCGGCCCGAGGCGAUGGCCUGUGGUGGCGUGUAUGCCAUACAUCCUCACCCACAAAGAGUAUGAGAAAACCCGUAUGCACAAGUUGUGGGAUGUUUGCGUGCGUGAGUUCGGUCCCAUAUUCAGGCUGGAUAUGCCGGGACAAGCACCCACUGUGUUCAUCUCUGAGCCUGAUGACAUCGAGCAUGUGUUGAAAAGUACAGCCAAGAAUCAACAGAGGGACCUGUUCAGUUCUUUGAAAUACGUUAGAGAUACACAUGAGUUCUUUAAGAAGGACAAAUCUGGGAUUAUGUCUGAGCAGGGGGACGAAUGGUGGCGGGUGCGCAGGCGCGUCCAGCCGUACACAGCCAAACCGAAGAACGUGGAACUGUACCUUCCGCAAAUGGACCAAGUGAUUCUGGACUUCACUGAGAGCUGGGCAUCUUUAAGAAACGAAAUUAACGAGCUGCCCGACGACUUCGAUCAGGAGCUAUACUGCUGGGCGCUCGAAACCCUGGGCCUGGUGGUGUUCAACAAGCGGCUCGGGUACCUGGAAGGAAACACCGAAGUGAAGACGAUCGUCGAGAUGGCCAGGGCGAUCUUCUCGUAUGUCCAGGACCUGGAGGUGUCCUCGCCGCAGUGGUGGAGGCUGGUGACCACGCCGAAGUUACGGGAUCUGAGGAAGACCCAUGACACUCUGCUAUGCUUUGUGCAAUCGUCCGUGGCGGAGGUGGAGGCGGAACUCGACGCCCGCGGACCUGAGGCCGAGGUAGACGGGCUCACGCUCGUGGAAAUGCUGCUCCUCGACCCCGAGUUGUCCCGCGAGGAUGCCCAUGCCUACCUCAUGGACCUGCUCACCGCCGGGAUCGAUGCGGUGGCGACAAAAGCGGCUUUCGUGCUGACGAUUCUAGCUCAGCAUCCAGAGAAACAGCAGAAAGUCCAUGAGGAACUGGACGCGGUGCUCGGGGACGGGAGGCAGCCCCUGACUCCUCAGCACAUCGCCAAACUCAGGUACACAAAGGCCUGCGUGAAGGAGGUGCUCAGGAUUUCUUCACCUGCACCACUAACUUCCAGACAACUUGUGGAAGAUACAGUUAUAUGUGGUUAUCUCGUACCAAAGGGGUUCAACGUGACUCUGUUGCUGCGUCCGGCCGGCAUGAAGGAGCAGUACUUCGCCCGUGCCGCGGAGUUCGUGCCCGAGCGGUGGCUGCGCGGUCAGCCUCUAGGGCCCAUCAAUCCCUACUCCUCUAUGCCCUUCAGCCUCGGCGUCCGAAGCUGCGUCGGUCGCAGGUUCGCUGAGCAGCAGACCUACACGCUUCUUGCCAGGUUGCUGCACAAGUACCGAGUAGAGUGGCAUUACGGUCCGCUCAACCCCAUUAUGGUCUUUACCCUCAUCCCAGACAAACCUCUGCGACUGAAGAUGAUCGAGCGCAAAGUCUAAAUAAUUCUAAGGAAAAUAAUAAGCCUACUUAGAACCGUUCAGAAGGCAUAGAUGGUGUGUGAAGAAAGUAGAUGCGGAGAUGAAGGAAUAAAUGUUUGUUCUUUUCUUAGUUUAAUUUCGUCUUACACAGUUUAACAGGACGUUAAAACUAUUACCGGAAUCGUUUUGUUGAUGUGUAUGUUUUUUGUCAUUUAUGUCUAUCGCUUGUCUUAUUUCUUCAUUUUCUUAUAAAUAAAUUAUACAAGGUCAUACAGUGGUCACAUGAU
This is a messenger RNA of Penaeus monodon (black tiger shrimp), 1948 nucleotides long. Its product is annotated as probable cytochrome P450 301a1, mitochondrial. NCBI's taxonomy places the organism in Eukaryota, Metazoa, Arthropoda, Malacostraca, Decapoda, Penaeidae. Bases 87 to 1682 code for a protein of 531 amino acids. The record is from RefSeq and is a predicted model, not a curated record. The transcript is spliced from 11 exons. Gene Ontology annotation, molecular function: oxidoreductase activity, acting on paired donors, with incorporation or reduction of molecular oxygen; heme binding; iron ion binding.